UCACCGGAAGACAUUUUCGGUGUACCCUUUACAGACGCCAAUUCCUUCUCAAGUGAACUGCUCCAUGUGAGCACGGAUUUUAUGGUAUUUGGUCCACGAAAUCACUGUUUGUAUCCAAUCAUUCUCGUUAACAAUACCAUGGAUAUUAUUGAAGAUGACGAGCAGUUAGGUGAGACGUCUGAGCAGGACAGCGAAUUAUCUGACGGAGAGCUUCAAGGUGCAUUCGCAAAGGGAUUGUUAAAGCCUGGGUUGAACUUUACAACACAAGAACCGAAGAAGAUUGUCAACAAUGUGGAGGGUUUGAAACAAUGCCUCGCUGACUUUCGUAAGAACACACUACCCUGGAUAGAGAGGCUGGACAUGGUCAAUCUCCCCGCUGAUGACAUCGUUGCCAAGUCCGAGGGCAGACUCGACAACAAGGCCAGCGAAGACAUCAACCCAGAUGACGACUUCCAGAGAGAGAUGUUCUUUUACCGUCAAGCCCAAGAAGCUGUUCUGGAAGCGAUGCCCCGGCUACUGAAGCUGAAGAUAGCCACCAAGAGACCUGAGGACUACUUUGCAGAGAUGGCCAAGUCAGACCAGCAAAUGCAGAAGAUCAGGAAGAAACUCAUCACGAAGCAGAUCAUGAUGGAAAAGUCGGAAAAGGCCAAGAAACUAAGAGAACAGAGGAAGUAUGGCAAGAAGGUACAAGUAGAGGUUAUUCAGAAGAGACAGAGGGAGAAGAAGGCCAUGAUGUCUUCAGUGAAGAGGUAUCAAAAAGGCAUGACUGACAAACUGGACUUCCUGGAAGGAGAUCAGAAGAAUGCUAAAGGAGGCGCACCAGCUAAAGGAGGUGCAGGGAAAGGGGCCGGUGGCCAAACACCUGAUAAAAAGGCCAUGAACAAGAAAGGGCCCAAUGCUAAGAGGAAGUAUAAAGACCAGAGGUUUGGCUUUGGCGGGAAGAAAAGUGGAACCAAGUGGAACACCAAGGACAGCCACAACGAUGUGUCAGGGUUCCGAGCCAAGGUGGCUCAUGGGAAAGGAGGAAAGGGAGGGAAAGGAGGCAAAGCAGGACCAGGCGGAAGGGGCCCCGCCAAAGGAGGGGCUAAACGACCGGGCAAGAAUGCACGCAAGAAGAUGAAGGGUCGCUCCUAAAGAGGUGUGUGUGUUGUCUUCGGUCUUUGCCACACUGCAUCCCAACUUCUGGAAGGAGGUAAUAUUAGAGAGAAGUCCUCUCUUUCUCUUCUUGAUCACACACACCACCCUUCAUGGAGCCCUUGGGGCAGUGGACUGAUGUGGAGGCCUUUUGUGUGAUGAUUUCCCAAGAUGUCCUUCCUAGAGUAUCACCAAGACUACAAGAUGUCCUUCCUAGAGUAUCACCAAGACUACAAGAUGUCCUUCCUAGAGUAUCACCAAGACUACAAGAUGUCCUUCCUAGAGUAUCACCAAGACGACAAGAUGUCCUUCCUAGAGUAUCACCAAGACGACAAGCUUUAGAAUGUAUCCAUAUGAAAACCAGACAGAGCGGUACUAAACAUGCCAAAUUCAAUGUUUUUUUAAAUGGUUUAAACCUCUAACAUGAAUAUGGACAUCAACGGUACAAUGACAUUUUAUUAUCGGCAGUAAAAUAAAUCCAUGUAUCUUUUAAAGGAGAUCUUUAUACUUUGUUGUAAGGCAUCUACGUUUGUGAAACUAUUUGCUGAAAGUGAAAACAAUGAUGAAGCCACUUCCACAAAUGUAUGUCAUCUAGUUUGAGUAAAUACUUGAUAGAUUUUUGUAAAAUGCACACUUUGCAAGUCUGCUUAUUGACCCCCUGAUUCACUACCUUUAGGGAUGUGACAUUUUCUAAUAUUGAACAGCUGUCGUGUUUGGCCUUUUCCAUGUAUCAAUAUUAUUCAUGUGUAGUGGGCCAAUGUAUUACUUUCUAUAGAUCUGGGUCAAUGUAUUACUUUCUAUAGAUCUGGGUCAAUGUAUUACUUUCUAUAGAUCUGGGCCAAUGUAUUACUUUCUAUAGAUCUGGGUCAAUGUUUCUUCUGCAAACAGGUUGCCGGUAUGACAAUAGUUGGUACAUUUUGGGCAAGAAUAACCCCUUCUCUAGCCUGAGUGCCAGUCUGUGCUAUUAUACCAACUAAUUUCAUGCUGAGUUUUGCUUGACAAUGACUGAUGGAGAUGGCAAGAGCACAAACAGGGACCAGGCUACACCUGCAUCUGUUUAACUUGAAUGAAUGAUUAGUAUGCUGCUUCAUGUUUCUCUGGUGGUGUUUGUUAUAAACUGGGUGUUUCAAGCCUUGGAUGCUGAUUGACUGAAAGCCGUGGUAUACGGUCUGAUAUACCACAAGUGUGACUAUUUAUUUUCACUCUUCUAAUUAGGUUGGGAACCAGUUUAUAAUAGCAUUAAGGCACCUUGGGGGUUUGUGGUACAUGGUCAAUAUACCAUGGCUACAGGUUUUAUCCAGGCACUGCGUUGCACACAAGAACAGCCCUUAGCUGUGGUAUAUUGGCCAUAUACCACACCCCCUUGGGCCUUAUUGCUUAAUUACAGUAGGUCUGCUUGAUACCAGUUACAUUGUAUUUCCUUUGGACAGUAAAGUAUUAUUCUUCAUA
Messenger RNA from Oncorhynchus nerka (sockeye salmon), 2583 nucleotides. Its product is annotated as probable rRNA-processing protein EBP2. Gene Ontology annotation, cellular component: nucleolus; nuclear periphery; preribosome, large subunit precursor. Gene Ontology annotation, biological process: ribosomal large subunit biogenesis; rRNA processing. The record is from RefSeq and is a predicted model, not a curated record. The transcript has 9 exons. NCBI's taxonomy places the organism in Eukaryota, Metazoa, Chordata, Actinopteri, Salmoniformes, Salmonidae. Bases 82 to 1134 code for a protein of 350 amino acids.